UCCUUCUCUGCCACGCCCCAGCAGCAGCAGAGGGAGGGAGGGAGGGAGGGAGAGAGAGGGAGGGAGCUUCCAAAACCCUCCUUAAUGGCGAAAUCGAGGAACAAGCUCUCAUACAUCUCAGUCCCUUCUCAGAUAAUCACAUCCCUUUCUUCCGCUUCUCUCCAAAGCCUCCUCCUUUCCCCCAAGAAGCCCUCCAAAUCCCCCAUCAGACUCUUCUUCUCCAAUCCUAGAAGUCCUAAGCUCUGGUUCUUCUUCCUCUUCCUUUUCUCCUUCCUUGGAAUGGCUCGGAUCGGCUUCCUCCCGUCACCUCCCUGCUCCAUCACCUACCCUCGCCGCCCUCCAAUCUCAACCAUCGAUUCCGUCCUUCCGGGCCCAUCCAUCGGUCGGGAUGGUGGAGAGGCCGAGUUCUGGAAGCAGCCGGACGGGAUGGGGUACCGGCCGUGCCUGGAUUUCAGCGAGGAGUACAGGAGGUCGAGCAAGGUGGUGGCGAGGGAGAAGAUGAAGUAUCUGAUGGUCGUCGUCUCGGGAGGUUUGAAUCAGCAGCGGAAUCAGAUCAUCGACGCCGUCAUCAUCGCUAGGAUUCUUGGCGCUGCUCUCGUCGUUCCGAUCUUGCAAGUGAAUGUGAUUUGGGGAGAUGAAAGUGAAUUUUCUGAUAUUUUUGAUAUGGAGCAUUUCAAAAAAACCCUUGCAAAUGACGUUCACAUAGUUUCUUCUCUCCCUUCUACGCAUCUGAUGUCGAGACCGGUUGAAGAGAAGCGAACCCCUCUGCAUGUGACCCCUCGUUGGAUACGCAAUAGGUACCUGAAGCGGCUUAAAAAGGAAGGAGUAUUGCUUUUGCGGGGAUUGGAUUCCAGGCUCACUAAGGAUCUACCUUCUGAUCUUCAGAAGCUUAGAUGCAAGGUAGCAUUUCAUGCAUUGCGGUUCUCUGCCCCCAUCAUAGAGCUUGGGAACAAGCUUGCAGAGAGGAUGCGAAGCAAGGGCCCAUACAUGGCUCUUCAUUUACGCAUGGAAAUGGACGUCUGGGUGAGGACAGGCUGUCUCCCUGGAUUGAAUCCCGAGUAUGACAAGAUCAUCAGCAGCGAGAGGAAGCUACGGCCAGAGCUUCUCACAGCAAGAACAAACAUGACAUACCAUGAUCGCAAACUUGCAGGCCUCUGCCCCUUAAAUGCUUUAGAGGUUACUAGGCUACUUAAAGCGCUAGGGGCUCCAAGAAGUACAAGGAUAUACUGGGCGGGAGGAAACCCAUUAGGUGGACAGGAAGCCUUGCUGCCUCUGACCAAAGAAUUUCCCUAUUUUUACAACAAGGAGAACCUUUCAUUACCAGGUGAACUAGAGCUGUUUUCCAACAAAGCAUCCCUUCUGGCAGCUAUCGAUUAUGUAGUUGCUGCAAACAGCGAUGUUUUCAUGCCGUCUCACGGGGGAAAUAUGGGCCGUGCCAUGCAGGGACAGAGAGCCUAUGCAGGGCACAGGAAGCACAUUACUCCGAACAAGAGGCAGAUGCUCCCUUACUUUCUGAACUCAUCUCUUACCGAAUCAGAAUUCAAAAGGAUCAUAAAAGAGCUGCACCGGGCUUCUCUCGGGCAGCCAGAGAUCAGGACUGUCAAGGCUGGUAGGGAUGUCAUAGCACACCCUGUCCCAGAGUGCAUGUGCAAUGACUCUGGUAGAACAGGACGUCUAUCAUAAUCGGAUCAUAUUACCGUUUUGAUACAUGGCCCAGGAAUAUUUUGUCCCAUUAAACGAUGGAUGGCUGUUGUUUCCAGUGGCCCCUUGGCUCUCCCAUCAUAAGCAUUUCGGAAGGCAAAUUGUCAUAAAUACCAGUACACAUACAUUCAUGUACAUGUUGACUGCGUAUUUGUGUAUGUGUGGGGGGAUGUAAAGGGGAGAAGGGGGGCAGGUGUUAAUUAUUCAUGCCCAUUUAGCCUAGCUAUUCAAUUCUAUCUUGGGGAAUUAUAGCCGGGAAAUAUUUUUUUGAUUCUUUACACCAUUUAUGUAUGUAUGUAUGUAUUUAUGGAGGAACAAUAUAUGUAUACUUGUAUAAAUAAAAGAGUAAAUAUUGCCAUGCC
Messenger RNA from Magnolia sinica, 2063 nucleotides. Its product is annotated as O-fucosyltransferase 20-like. The coding region runs from base 85 to 1683 and encodes 532 amino acids. The record is from RefSeq and is a predicted model, not a curated record. NCBI's taxonomy places the organism in Eukaryota, Viridiplantae, Streptophyta, Magnoliopsida, Magnoliales, Magnoliaceae. The transcript has 6 exons. Gene Ontology annotation, cellular component: cytoplasm.